GCACAAGUAAGAUGAUGGAAUUCAUCGCCGUAGAUGAUGUCCUCAACUUCAUCGCUGGAUCAUUGAUAACUAUUGAUGCAAGUGCAUCAGCCAGGCGUAGAAGGGGUGUUGACGGAAGUUUCCAAAGCCGGCAUGUGAUUGGUCUGACGCGCAGGCGGUGAAGGAAACGCGCACUGUCAACAAAUUAACAAUCCGCCAUCAAAGUCCACCGCUAGCACCAAACCAAACCCCCACAAUCACAUACAGAAACUUGGCUGCAAUCAACAGUCCAUCAACCCUCUUCGUGCAUCAGUUGUCGGAUUCAUAGAGUCAUCUUGCGUCCUGUGUCUCAGUCGCCUUUGUUCAAAGUCCUACCUAAUCCGCUGUCAUCAUGAGAGAAGUCAUCAGCUUGAACGUCGGCCAGGCUGGCUGUCAGAUCGCCAACUCAUGCUGGGAGCUGUACUGUUUGGAACACGGCAUCCAGCCUGACGGAUACCUCACAGAGGAACGAAAAGCAGCGGACCCGGAUCAAGGUUUCAGUACUUUCUUCUCCGAGACAGGCAAUGGCAAAUAUGUCCCCCGAACCAUCUACUGCGAUCUCGAGCCCAAUGUUGUCGAUGAGGUCCGCACUGGCACAUACCGAAGCCUCUUCCAUCCCGAACAGAUGAUCACAGGAAAAGAGGAUGCAUCCAACAACUAUGCUCGUGGACACUACACUGUUGGCAAGGAGCUCAUUGAUCAAGUUCUUGACAAGGUUCGACGCGUGGCAGACAACUGCAGUGGUCUUCAGGGCUUCCUUGUCUUCCACUCCUUUGGCGGCGGUACUGGCUCUGGCUUUGGUGCCCUGCUGAUGGAGCGCCUGUCGGUGGAUUAUGGCAAGAAGUGCAAGCUCGAAUUCUGCGUGUACCCUGCACCUCAGGUUGCUACUUCGGUAGUGGAGCCUUACAACUCGAUCCUCACGACACACACCACAUUGGAGCACUCGGACUGCAGUUUCAUGGUUGACAAUGAGGCAAUCUACGACAUUUGCCGACGAAAUCUCGGAAUUGAACGACCAAACUAUGAGAACUUGAACAGACUGAUCGCUCAAGUUGUCUCAUCCAUCACUGCGUCCCUUCGAUUCGAUGGCUCGCUCAAUGUCGAUCUGGCUGAGUUCCAGACCAACCUCGUCCCAUAUCCGCGCAUUCACUUCCCACUAGUGGCGUACGCUCCGGUCGUCUCAGCUGCCAAGGCACAGCACGAGGCCAACUCUGUCCAAGAAAUCUCAAUGGCCUGCUUCGAGCCCAACAACCAGAUGGUCAAAUGUGAUCCGCGAAACGGCAAAUAUAUGGCAACUUGCUUGUUGUACCGUGGUGAUGUGGUCCCGAAUGAUGUCCACCAGGCUGUGGCUACACUCAAGACAAAGCGAACCAUUCAAUUCGUCGACUGGUGCCCAACUGGUUUCAAGAUCGGUAUCUGCUACCAGCCUCCUCAGAUGGUGCCUAAUGGAGACCUUGCCAAAGUCAACCGCGCAGUCUGCAUGCUUUCGAACACGACCGCCAUUGCCGAGGCUUGGUCAGCGCUGUCUCACAAGUUCGACUUGAUGUACUCCAAGCGUGCUUUUGUGCACUGGUAUGUGGGUGAGGGCAUGGAAGAAGGUGAAUUCUCCGAGGCUCGCGAGGAUCUCGCUGCGUUGGAGAGAGACUACGAGGAAGUUGCCAGUGAUUCCAUCGAGGAGGGAGAUGGCUCUGAGGUCGAACAUUAGCCCCGAUCUUCUGUCUGCCUGUUGUUUAGUCACGUUAUCAAGCUCGUGGUCGAGCAUGCAAGGAGUGCGGGAGCCAUUAUUACCAGGUAUUUCAGUUGCUGAUUGAGUCGUGCAGCAAGGGUUGAAUGGCCCUUGAAUAAAUUCUCUGCGAGAUGAACAUAAUUCAAACUUCACAGAAUUGCUCAAUCCGGGCUGUCAAAGGGUGGCCAGGGAAAUGAACAACUCGAG
Exophiala xenobiotica is the source of this 1951-nucleotide messenger RNA. Its product is annotated as tubulin alpha chain. Gene Ontology annotation, molecular function: GTP binding; structural constituent of cytoskeleton. The transcript has 7 exons. The record is from RefSeq and is a predicted model, not a curated record. Gene Ontology annotation, cellular component: cytoplasm; spindle; microtubule. Gene Ontology annotation, biological process: nuclear division; mitotic cell cycle; microtubule cytoskeleton organization. Bases 371 to 1723 code for a protein of 450 amino acids. Lineage: Eukaryota; Fungi; Ascomycota; Eurotiomycetes; Chaetothyriales; Herpotrichiellaceae.